AUGACCCUGAAAACAAAAAAGGGAAUUGCAAUCCUUCUCUUCUGGAUUAAAGAAACAGAUAUCACGGUGCCCGUGCAGUCACCCUGGAAUAUACCUCUCCUGCCUGUGAAGAAAACUGGGGCAUCUGGGUCUCAUGUGUCUGAUUCUUCCAGAGAAACAGGUGUCCGCUGUCUUGGACCUGAAAUAUGCAUUCAUCAGCCUCCCAUUGGCAGAGGCUACUCAUCUGUGCUCCACACAAUUUUUGGAGUUGCUCGGACCAAGUGCCACCGGGCAUGCAGGUCUGUGUGGAGCUGCAGUUGCGGGUGUCUGUUCCACAGGAUAGGGUUCGUGAAAAUUGUCAAGAAUAAGGCCUACUUCAAGAGGUACCAAGUGAGAUUUAGAAGGCAGCGAGAGGGUAAAACUGACUCCUAUGCUCGGAAACGAUUGGUGAUCCAGGACAAAAAUAAGUACAACACACCCAAAUACAGGAAGAUAGUUCGUGUAACAGAGAGAUCAUCUGCCAGAUUGCCUGUGCCCAUUAUAGAAGGGGAUAUGAUAGUCUGCACAUCAUAUGAACACGAACUGCCAAAAUACGGUGUGAAAGUUGGCCUGACAAAUUAUACUGCAGCCUAUUGCACCAGCCUGCUGCUGGCCCGAAGGCUUUUCAAUAGGUUUGGUAUGGGCAAGAUCUAUGAAGGCCAAGUGGAGGUGACUGGAGACGAAUACAAUGUGGAGAGCAUCGACAGCCAGCCUGGUGCCUUCACCUGCUAUUUGUAUGCAGGUCUUGCCCAAACUACAACUGGCAAUAAAGUUUUUGGGGGCCUGAAGGGAGCUGUGGAUGGAGGCUUGUCUAUUCCUCAUAGUACCAAACGAUUCCCUGGUUAUGAUUCUGAAAGCAAGGAGAUCAAUGCAGAAGUGCAUCGGAAGCAUAUCAUGGGACAGAAUGCUGCAGACCACAUGGGUUACCUAAUAGAAGAAGAAGAAGAAGAAGACAAGAAACAGUUCUCCCAGUACAUAAAGAACAACGUUACUCCAGACAUGGAGGAGAUGUAUAAGAAAGCUCACGCUGCUAUCCCAGAGAAUCCAGUCUAUGAGAAGAAGCCCAAGAGAAAGGUGAAGAAGAAGAGGUGGAACCGUCCCAAAAUGUCUUUGGUCCAGAAGAAAGAUCGGGUUGCUCAAAAGAAGGCAAGCUUAAUGGCACACCUGAAAGCUUUAGGAUAUAAAGAAGAAAUCAUGCUGAAUAAGAGUAGACACCAAGAAGUGAUCAAACUCUGA
This is a messenger RNA of Cricetulus griseus (Chinese hamster), 1254 nucleotides long. The record is from RefSeq and is a predicted model, not a curated record. Lineage: Eukaryota; Metazoa; Chordata; Mammalia; Rodentia; Cricetidae.